Molecule: messenger RNA, 1440 nt
Organism: Astyanax mexicanus (Mexican tetra)
Lineage: Eukaryota; Metazoa; Chordata; Actinopteri; Characiformes; Acestrorhamphidae
Product: lysophosphatidic acid receptor 6
Exons: 2
Coding region: 424-1407 (327 amino acids)
Biological process (GO): positive regulation of Rho protein signal transduction; phospholipase C-activating G protein-coupled receptor signaling pathway
Cellular component (GO): membrane
Molecular function (GO): lysophosphatidic acid receptor activity
Source: RefSeq, a predicted model, not a curated record
CAAAUUUACUUGUCUGUGUCUUUCAAGAGCUUCAGUAGGUACAUUCCAAGUGAUCUGAAUCUGAAUGCCCCUGUUUUAGUUUCAGGUCACGUUAACAGAGUGCCACUUGCAUGACAGGCGUGUUUCCUUGCGUGAGAAUUUAUGUGGAUUGGAACAGAGUUGACAGUGGCUUUUUUUUAAGCAGAAAAGGAAGCUUUCCGUAAAGUCAGAGUGAAAGAAAAGAGCAGACAGGCUGUACUUUGUGCUACUGCGACGGUUUCCUGGGUAGACACAGACACAGUUUUUCUCUAUCCAACGCAUUAAGGGAAAUGAGCGAGCGAUGUAAACAACUUUAAAGCCUGUGGAAUUAACCAGAACUAAUUCUUCAGAAUAUUCUAGAGACAACUCAAAGCUGAACCUACAGAUCAUCCAAAAAGGGAAACCAUGCAGAACCCUGUGGCCGACGCUGACAGCAGAGCUAAAUUCUGUUACAACAUUACAAAAGAACAUAAAGAUAUCAUUUUUGUCGCGGUGUACUCUCUUGUUUUCAUUGCUGGGCUCAUCCUCAACCUUAUGGCGAUUGUAGUGUUCUUCUGCCAAACCAAGUCACGCUCACACACCACUGUGUACAUGACCAACCUUGCUGUAGCGGACCUUUUCCUGGUUUGCACUCUGCCGUUCAGGAUCUACUAUCACAGUUUCAAAAGUCCAGCACAGAGGAUCUGUGACAUUGCUGGGCUUAUAUUGUUGGCCAACAUGUAUGGAAGCAUCUUCCUGCUCACCUGUGUUUGCCUUGACCGCUGUUUAGCCGUGUGCUUCCCCAUGUCAUCCCGAAUUCAAGAAGCUCGUAAAAAGGCACCCCUGGUGUGUGUAGGAAUUUGGAUUUUAAGCUUAGGAGCCAGCCUGCCUGUUUACCUGGGUGGAGGACAUUUAAGAAAUGAAACAGGGCAAUGUUUUAGAAGUUUUCCACUCUAUGCCACACAGACAGCUGCCCUCAUCUCCUCUUUAGUCAUAGGGUAUGGGAUCCCGCUGGUCAUCAUGAUCGUCUGCUCCUGGGGGCUCGUUCGGGCCAUCAACAAAAGCACCGCAGCCCAGACAGACAGCUUGGUUAACAGCAGCAAGAUCCAGAAGAUGGUCAGCACUAACCUGGUCAUCUUCCUAGUCUGUUUUCUGCCGUAUCAUGUCAUACUGGGGAUGAUUCACUCCUACAAAAACCGUGUAAAAGAAAUUCCUUGCCCUGUGAUCUCAGCCUACCAAUACAGUCUGAUGAUCGCUUGCCUGAAUGCCUCUCUGGACCCAUUGACUUACUACUUCACCACAGAGACGUUCCGCAAAAAAGUCGACAUGGAUGUGGUUUGGAGGUUGUGGCCCUUGAACAGUCAUAGCUCUGAUGGCAACAACCGUUCCAGAGCUCCUCUCAACACCUAAGAGAAUACUAUUAAACCAUUCCAGUAACUCUCA